Malurus melanocephalus (red-backed fairy wren) is the source of this 3376-nucleotide messenger RNA. Its product is annotated as dedicator of cytokinesis protein 1. Bases 135 to 3344 code for a protein of 1069 amino acids. The record is from RefSeq and is a predicted model, not a curated record. NCBI's taxonomy places the organism in Eukaryota, Metazoa, Chordata, Aves, Passeriformes, Maluridae. The transcript has 31 exons. Gene Ontology annotation, molecular function: small GTPase binding; guanyl-nucleotide exchange factor activity. Gene Ontology annotation, biological process: small GTPase-mediated signal transduction; cell migration. Gene Ontology annotation, cellular component: plasma membrane; cytoplasm.
UUGGAUGGUCAGGUGUAAAAGGAGAACUUCCAGUUACAGGGCUUGAGUCCCCAUCCCUGGAGGYGUCCAAGGAAGGCCUGGAUGUGGCACUCGGAGCUCUGGGCUGGACAAGGUGGACMUUGGACUUGGACUUGAUGUUCUUGGAGAUCUUUUCCAGCCUCACUCUCUACAACUACGAUGCCAGGGGACCAGAUGAGCUUUCCUUGCAGAUCGGCGACACUGUGCACAUUCUGGAAACAUAUGAGGGCUGGUACAGGGGUUACACACUACGGAAGAAAUCCAAGAAGGGCAUAUUCCCUGCCUCCUAUAUCCAUCUUAAGGAAGCAAUCGUUGAAGGCAAGGGCCAACAUGAGACAGUGAUCCCCAAUGAGCUGCCCCUGAUCCAGGAGGUCACCACCACACUGAGGGAAUGGUCCAUCAUCUGGAGGCAGCUCUAUGUGCAGGACAACAGGGAGAUGUUCCGCAGCGUCCGGCACAUGAUUUACGACCUGAUUGAGUGGAGAUCCCAAAUCCUCUCUGGGACCCUGCCCCAAGAUGAGCUCAAAGAGCUGAAAAAGAAAGUGACUGCCAAAAUCGAUUAUGGCAACAGAAUUCUGGAUUUGGACCUGGUGGUUCGAGAUGAAGAUGGCAACAUUUUGGACCCRGAGCAGACCAGCACCAUCAGCCUUUUCAGAGCACAUGAAAUMGCUUCCAAGCAAGUUGAGGAGAGGCUACAGGAGGAAAAGUCUCAGAAGCAGAAUAUUGAUAUCAACAGACAAGCCAAGUUUGCAGCCACUCCUUCGUUUGCUUUAUUUGUGAAUUUAAAAAAYGUGGUGUGUAAAAUAGGAGAGGAUGCUGAGGUCCUGAUGUCUCUGUACGACCCCCUGGAAUCCAAAUUCAUCAGUGAGAACUACCUGGUGAGAUGGUCGAGCUGUGGCCUGCCCAAGGACAUUGACAGACUGCACAACCUGCGAGCUGUGUUCACUGACCUGGGYAGCAAAGACCUGAAGAGGGAGAAGAUCAGCUUUGUGUGCCAGAUCGUGCGAGUGGGCAGGAUGGAGCUGCGGGAUAACAACACGCGCAAGCUGACCUCGGGGCUGCGCAGACCCUUCGGGGUGGCAGUGAUGGACGUUACUGACAUCAUUAAUGGGAAGGUUGAUGAUGAGGACAAGCAGCACUUCAUCCCAUUCCAGCCGCUAGCGUUGGGUGACGCCAUUCGACACAAGCAGCUGAACAUAUCAUCCCGUUUUUCACCCAGGGUGGCAGGGGAGAAUGAUUUCCUGCAGACUGUUAUAAACAAAGUGAUUGCUGCCAAAGAAGUCAACCACAAGGGGCAGGGUCUGUGGGUGACUUUGAAACUUCUUCCAGGAGAUAUCCAUCAGAUUAGGAAAGAGUUUCCACACUUGGUGGACAGGUCAACAGCAGUGGCUCGGAAAAUGGGUUUCCCUGAGAUUAUCAUGCCUGGUGACGUUCGGAAUGACAUCUACGUCACCUUGGUGCAGGGAGAUUUUGACAAAGGCAGUAAAACCACGGCRAAAAACGUGGAAGUCACGGUGUCUGUUUAUGAUGAAGAUGGUAAAAGAUUGGAGAAUGUUAUUUUUCCUGGUGCUGGGGACGAAGCCAUCUCAGAGUACAAAUCAGUGAUCUAUUACCAAGUGAAGCAGCCUCGCUGGUUUGAGACUGUGAAGGUGGCAAUCCCCAUCGAGGAUGUGAACCGCAGCCACCUCAGGUUCACCUUCCGUCACAGAUCAUCCCAGGACUCUAAAGAUAAAUCUGAGAAGAUAUUUGCUCUGGCAUUUGUGAAGCUCAUGAGAUAYGAUGGGACAACUCUGAGAGAUGGAGAGCACGACCUUAUUGUUUACAAGGCAGAAGCCAAGAAGCUGGAAGAUGCCUCGACCUAUCUGAGUCUGCCCUCCACRAAAAUAGAACUGGAGGAGAAGGGUCACUCGGCCACGGGGAAGAGCAUGCAGAACCUGGGCAGCUGCACCAUCAGCAAGGAUUCCUUCCAGAUCUCCACUCUGGUGUGUUCCACCAAGCUGACCCAGAAUGUUGACCUCUUGGGACUGCUGAAGUGGAGAUCAAACACGAGCCUCUUGCACCAGAACUUGAAGCAGCUGAUGAAAGUUGAUGGUGGUGAAGUGGUCAAGUUUCUUCAAGAUACACUGGAUGCACUUUUUAACAUCAUGAUGGAGAAUUCAGAGAGUGAGACCUUUGACACUUUGGUGUUCGAUGCUUUGGUAUUUAUCAUUGGACUGAUUGCUGAUAGAAAAUUUCAACAUUUCAACCCUGUCYUGGAGACCUACAUCAAGAAACAUUUCAGUGCUACCUUGGCCUACACAAAACUGACCAAGGUUUUAAAAACCUACGUGGACAAYGCUGAGAAAUGUGGGAUCACUGAUCAACUCUUCAAAGCCAUGAAAGCCUUGGAAUACAUCUUCAAGUUCAUAGUUCGGUCCAGGAUAUUGUUCAACCAGCUGUAUGAGAACAAGGGAGAAGCAGACUUCAGGGAGUCUCUGCUGCAGCUCUUUAAGUCCAUCAAUGAGAUGAUGAGCAGCAACUCUGAYCAGACUGUCAUAGUGAAGGGGGCAGCACUUAAAUACUUGCCAGCCAUUGUCAAUGAUGUGAAAUUAGUGUUUGAUCCUAAGGAGCUCAGCAAGCUGUUCACAGAGUUCAUCCUCAACGUGCCCGUGAGCCGCCUGACCAUCCAGAAGCUCUACUGCCUGAUCGAGAUCGUGCACAGUGAUCUGUUCACCCAGCACGACUGCAGGGAAAUCUUGCUGCCAACAAUGACAGACCAGCUCAAGUAUCACUUGGAGAGACAGGAAGAUUUGGAGGCUUGCUGCCAGCUGCUGAGUAACAUCCUGGAAGUGCUGUACAAGAAAGAUGUGGGCCCCACGCAGCGCCACGUGCAGAUCAUCAUGGAGAACCUGCUGCGCACGGUCAACAGGACGGUGAUCUCCAUGGGACGAGACUCCGAGCUCAUUGGGAGUUUUGUGGCCUGCAUGACAGCCAUCCUGAGGCAAAUGGAAGAUUAUCACUAUGCCCAUUUAAUCAAGACUUUUGGCAAGAUGAGGUCGGAUGUCGUGGAUUUCCUGAUGGAAACAUUCAUCAUGUUCAAGAAUCUGAUYGGGAAGAACGUCUAUCCCUUCGACUGGGUGAUCAUGAACAUGAUGCAGAACAAAGUCUUCCUGCGAGCAAUUAAUCAGUAUGCAGAUAUGCUAAACAAAAAAUUCCUUGAUCAAGCCAACUUUGAGUUACAGCUCUGGAACAACUAUUUCCACCUGGCUGUUGCUUUUCUCACACAAGAAUCUUUGCAACUGGAGAAUUUUUCGAGCGCUAAAAGAGCAAAAAUCCUGAACAAGUAAGUCCUGCUCGUCACCCAAAUUGUGGCCAAGAA